UACCUACUGCACGACUUUAUAGGUCUACUUCGCAUCUCAGCUCAGUACCUAACCUAACACUAAUUAAUUUCUCCUCAAGCUUCACCCUUAGCUUAAAAGCACUUCAUAUAUUCUCUAUAUUCUCUAUCCUCUGUCCUCUAUCUUCUAUAGCACGGCCAAUGUUAUGAGACUAUGUAAAGCACUGCGGCAGAACGGUGCCAAAUCUAACCAAUUCAAAAUAUUUGCCCCGCGUUUGAAUUGUCGGCACUUUGCAGAUGAUCGAGCUCAGCAUGGCAAUGCACAGCUCGCAAGCGAUCGAGACGAUGUUUUCAAGGUUCACCCAGAAACUAAGACGGUGAAAACAGUCGUCGGCGAGCUACCCCUAUCUCCCGUCAUGGACCCUACAUAUUGGGAAGCUGUUAGGCGGCACCAGGUUCCUAAAGCGAAGCCUGGAAAACCCCUGAACUCAGUCGAGCGUCAACUUCGGGCCAAUCCGUUCGCCAAAGCUCUGGCAACGAAGUUGCGAAUGUGCUCGUUGACUCGCACGCGGCUACCCAGCUCCCUUCUUCAAGACUUUACCAUCCUCGCCCACCCCGAAACUGGUGACCCAUGGUUCGUUCCGCGUAGUCUGAUACCCGACGAACCUCCCGCCGGUGACGAGGCGGAUACACAAGGUAUAGCAGAAGCCUUGAAUGAGGUAGAGCGCGAACAAGCAGAGAAAGACAAGGAUGUGGCUUCCGCGACUACUGCUUCGACAAACGAUGGCCAACUACAAGGUCCGACUGUUUAUUGUUUAGCAAGACAGGAUCUAAUCUCCUCGAUUGCUGUUAAGGGGACCGGUUUCGACCACGGCGCCAAGCGAAUGGCAGGAGCCACUCCGCGGUAUAGGUCUCUAGUGAACAAAGUUGUCUGGCGCCAGGAUAUGGACAGCUGUAUCCUAGACAUGAUGCGACAGGGAAUCGUGGACGACAUCUUGUAUCUCUCCAGGCUUUGUGCCGAGGAUAAGCGCUACUAUAUCGUGAAGUGCUAUGGUUGGGAUGACGUAAAAUACAAGCACAACGGCGCCAUACUUUGGUUCGGGGAGCCGGAUGAGGACGUGAAGGCGGGUCAGACUCAUAGCCAACCCGGCCCGUUCGCCACGUUCGGUGUUCAGAAGGUAGAUAUUCAAGGAGAGACGUACACCACGAGCGUCGCCGUGCACAAUAUGCCUAUGCUUCUAGGGAGCGAGCAAGCAAAUUGUAUCAAAAAAGAGGCACCCAGCCUGAAAGACGGUUCUAUCUUCAUGCUUGCCGGGCGGCGAACAACGAACCUUCAGCUCAAACUUUGGAAGUUGCAGGGCUACCUAGCCGACUAUACGAAGAUAUGAUGAUGUUAUACAAUGAAAUUAGAUCUAUCUUCGCACCGGCUUUUAAGUGACUUCGGGGCUCCGACUGGAUAUCGAUGCUAUUGUCAUUGUUACGAGGCUCUAAUCGUAUUACACCCAAAUGUCAAUUCAAUGAAUCUGGACUUGCGUGUAUCAUACAACCAACUCAGAACUGGGUUACUUAGGUAGUUUUGGUCUCAAUUAAUAUCUAGGCACCUAUUUGAUAUUUCCUUAAGUUAGUAGGAGAUAUGAGUCACAUUUAUCCUACUGAGAAUUUAGGAUGAGAAGAGCUGUAAAAAGUCUAUGGCCUUGAGAUUACUCCUGUAUAAGUUAAUAGCAAAACAGGUCCUUAUAAACCCAAGAGACAAACGGGAAUAAUAGACUCCUUCUCGCUUCAACGCUUAAUAUACA
Molecule: messenger RNA, 1753 nt
Organism: Daldinia vernicosa
Lineage: Eukaryota; Fungi; Ascomycota; Sordariomycetes; Xylariales; Hypoxylaceae
Exons: 2
Coding region: 164-1345 (393 amino acids)
Source: RefSeq, a predicted model, not a curated record